This is a messenger RNA of Loa loa (African eye worm), 1264 nucleotides long. RefSeq names its product guanine nucleotide-binding protein alpha-12 subunit. Gene Ontology annotation, molecular function: guanyl nucleotide binding; G-protein beta/gamma-subunit complex binding; D5 dopamine receptor binding. Gene Ontology annotation, biological process: adenylate cyclase-modulating G protein-coupled receptor signaling pathway; Rho protein signal transduction. The record is from RefSeq and is a predicted model, not a curated record. The transcript is spliced from 8 exons. NCBI's taxonomy places the organism in Eukaryota, Metazoa, Nematoda, Chromadorea, Rhabditida, Onchocercidae. Bases 1 to 1140 code for a protein of 379 amino acids. Gene Ontology annotation, cellular component: heterotrimeric G-protein complex; brush border membrane.
AUGACAGCGAUAUUUGCUUCAUGUUGUGGAAGACAUGCGAAUGAACAGACAAGAAUCAUCGAGAAGCAACUCCAAAAAGAAAAGAAACAACUUCGUCGACAGUUACCAAUAAUUAAUUUGCGCCUAAUUUGUGCUGUUAUCCUGUUAUUUGGGGAACAGGUGAAAAUUUUACUGUUGGGCUCAGGAGAAUCCGGAAAAUCAACAUUUAUCAAACAAAUGGUUAUCAUAAAUGGUCGAGGUGAAUUUACUGCUGAUGAAGUACGAGCAUAUCGACAGCAGAUUUAUCAGAACAUAAUUGCGGCAAUGAGAGUACUUCUGGAUGCACGGCAAAAGCUGGGAUAUGUUUGGAAGAAUCCCGAGAGACAAAAGAAUGUUGACUGUAUUAUGAGGUUUACAGCAUCAGAUAUGAUGCGAGGUAUCGAUCAGUCUACAUUUGCCGAAAUGGCCCCGUUAAUACGAGACUUUUGGGAUGAUGCAUCAAUCAAGCAGACGUAUGAACAGCGGAAUCUCUUUCAGAUUUCUGAUUCCUGUAUGUACUUUUUCGAUCAUAUCAAUCGAGUGGCAAUGCCAGAUUAUUGUCCAACCAAUCGGGACAUAUUAUUCUGUCGAAAAGCCACACGAGGAAUAACCGAACAUGUUUUUGAAAUACAGCGAAUUUCAUUUAGAUUUAUUGAUGUUGGUGGGCAACGAUCACAACGACAGAAAUGGUUCCAAUGCUUUGAAGGUAUUACAAGUAUAUUAUUUAUGGUUGCUUCAUGCGAAUACGACCAAGUAAUCCUUGAAGAUCGAAGGACAAAUCGUGUUGUUGAAUCGCGAUCUGUUUUUGAAACAAUUGCUAACAAUAAAUCAUUUGCCAAUGUUUCUAUAAUAUUAUUCAUGAACAAAAGUGAUCUACUUGAAGAGAAGGUUCCAAAAUCGGAUAUUCGACAGUACUUUGCUGAUUUCACCGGUGACCACAGUAAUUUGCGUGAUGUUCAAUUUUUUCUGGUGGAUAAAUUUGAAAAUUGUCGACAUGAUAGACGACGGCCAUUUUUUUAUCAUUUUACGACAGCUGUAGAUACGGAAAACAUCAGACGUGUAUUCAAGGAUUGCCGUGAAACUAUUCUGGAGCAAAAUUUGAAAGCACUGAUGAUGCAGUGAUAAUAAUGGCCAUAGUAUUUUGUUAGUGAUAAGAAAGCAGAAGUGGAGAGGUGUUGAUAAUGUCUGAAUGGAUUCUGAGUGGAUGUGUGCAUCAAAAGCCUUUUUUUUAUUUGAUAAAAAGUUG